CGACUGAGUGGAAUGGGAAAGUCCUUUGAGUAAGAACGACAGUGUCGUCUUGUGUGAUCUUGUGCCGUGUUCGGAAUUGUUUUAUCGUUUAUGCAUCAUUCUCUAAUAAUUAACAAUUCAAAUUAUAGUUACUUUGUCGUAUAGUUCUUGUAAAGUGUUAAAUAAACAUUAUGAGGAUUUGGAGAUCAGAACACACAUUUAACCACACAUGGGAGACCGUGACACAGGCAGCUUGGAGAAAAUAUCCUAAUCCAAUAAAUUCAUCGAUUAUUGGAACGGACGUUAUUGAUAGGAAAGUUAUCGAUGGAAUUUUACACACACAUAGACUGGUUUCCUCUCGUUUUGGGUUCCCAAGGUGGGCUCAAGCAUUAAUCGGUCAUGCCAAAAUCUGUUAUGCCAGUGAAAAAAGCGAGGUUGAUCCUGUCAAUCGGGAGAUGACACUCAAAACAAGAAAUUUAACCUUUUGCAAUCACAUUGCAGUGGAUGAGACUGUCAGAUAUACACCUCAUCCAAAUGAUCCAGAAAAAACUUUACUCCAACAGGAAGCUGUGGUUACUGUUAGCGGUGUACCACUUACACAUUAUAUGGAAGAAUUAUUAACGUCUAAAAUUUGUUUUAAUUCUGGCAUGGGUCGUCAAGCAAUGGAAUGGGUCAUCGAGAAGUUACAUUUAGAAGAAUUCGAUGAUCUUUUAAGCCAAACUGUUCGUCAAUUCGACGAUUUAACAACUAAAACCAGACGUGGAAUGGACGACCUACAAAGUGCUAUCAAAUCAUUCGACGAGAUUCACAAUCUUACGAGUAAUCCAUCGUCCCAAUCUAUGCCGAAAUUUUAGCUAUGGUUUCGCGUAAGCUUCAAUCUCUUUAAUUGAUUUCAAUUAAGGUACUUGAGAAUUAGAAUGGGGGAUGAAUAAAAGGGUUCACACAAGCAAGAGAAUUCAAUGAAACGAUGAAGAUGAACAUGAAGAUGAAGAAAAGGAAGAAAAAAGGGAAAAGAAAAAUAAGAAGGUGGAUCGAAUUAUUGAAAAAUCAGACAACACAAUAAAAAAAUUAAACCCUGUAACUCUCUCAAAUACCCAAACCUCAUAAAUAUAAUUACAGGGUUGUGGUAUUUUCUUUCGUGCCUUUAUCUGAACACACAUUUUUUUUUUCCAGUGCAAAUCUGUUUAGAUAUGAUUUGUUUUUUUAUUAUUAACAACAAUAAUAAUAAUAAUAAUAAAAUGGGGUGAAUAUAUGACGAGUUAGAUGAUCUUAAUCACAUUAGGGUUGUCAAAUUAAUACAAAGAUUUUCUUUUGUUACAUCAUGCGACAAUUUGACGAUAUUGUUUUAUUUUUUAUUUAUUUUUGUUGUUGUUGUUGUGACGUGCUGAUAAUUGUAACAGUGGAUUCAUUGUCAAGUCAAGCAGGAUUAUGAUAUGAGGGAUUUGUAAAUUGAUUUUAAUAUCUUUCUUUUUUUUUAUGUAUCAUAUCUAAUAAAAAUAAAUAGUAAAAUGAA
Molecule: messenger RNA, 1492 nt
Organism: Polistes dominula (European paper wasp)
Lineage: Eukaryota; Metazoa; Arthropoda; Insecta; Hymenoptera; Vespidae
Gene: slmo
Product: PRELI domain containing slowmo
Cellular component (GO): mitochondrial intermembrane space
Source: RefSeq, a predicted model, not a curated record